Desarmillaria tabescens is the source of this 1292-nucleotide messenger RNA. RefSeq lists its product as uncharacterized. The transcript is spliced from 6 exons. NCBI's taxonomy places the organism in Eukaryota, Fungi, Basidiomycota, Agaricomycetes, Agaricales, Physalacriaceae. The coding region runs from base 272 to 1045 and encodes 257 amino acids. The record is from RefSeq and is a predicted model, not a curated record.
CCAGCUUGCCAGGCUAUCGACCUGCAUCGACUCGGACCAGCAUCUCAAGAUUCCCUUCAAUUUGAGGCGCAUUGACUAUCGACGAUACAAUGCAGCUGCAUAUCACAUAGAUAAAUUCAUUGUCGACAUCGACGCCUUUGCUUGUAGGCUCGUUCUGGUGCCUUCUGGGAGUCGGAAAAGUGAUAUUUGGUUCAAUACCCGAGAUAGCUUAAUAUAUACGGACGCCUUCUUCAACCUCUUCACCUCCAUUCCCGACUUUUCUAGGGUCACCAUGCCUCCCAAAAACAGCCAGUCAAGCAGCUCUGCUCUUUGCAAAAAUUUCCAGAACGCUCCCACUAACCCUACCCAUAUCUUAUCUGCCGAUAUACCUCCUCACUUGGUCGACUUUUAUCAAGUACCUGUCGAGAACGAUAUCAUAGCCGGCGUGGAGUGGAUCUAUUGCCUAUGGACACUUUUACAUCGCACAGCUCCUCCUUCGUAUCGUGCCUUCAAAGAGCUCGAUUCAACAGCUAGAGAGCUACACACUCUUCUCACACAAUUCCGUUCCUGGGAUAGGUGUACCACCUUCAAGCUUAUCAUUAGGUCGCAUGUUCGAACCAAAGCACUCCACACUAUCUACGACAUUCUCGAAUGUCAAGGUUACCUCGAGAGCACCUGCCCUGGGCUCAUCGACGAUAUUCUCCAGGAAAUCAUGGCCUGCGGCUCGGACAGUGUAGCUUUCAGUGCUGAUCUUCGUCGUCGAUACAAGAUAGCUGCGCCAAUGUUGGAGAACAAGAUGUGGGCAUUGCAAAAAGUGGUCAUUAAACAGCAUAAAGAUUUCAACCUUAAGAAUCACGUUAGAUUCCUCAAUUACCUCUACCUGUGUGCAUUGACAAUAGCUCUUCUGUGCGCGCUUUUGGCGUUUGCUUCGAGGUUCCUUGAUAUAGAUCACGAUUCUCUGUUUGUUUGCCUUUUGUUUCUAUUUCUGUCAUUUGGUUCUAUACUGGCGAUAAGGACAGCGCGAAUUCUUAUGCGUGCAGAGCUGUCUCUUAGGCAGACGCUCUGAACACCGACGCAUUCAAGCUCAUUUGAGCUGUGAGGAGCAUGGUAGGGCUGCUGACCCACAUUGCAGACUCCAAAGAUUCACCGCUUUUGCAUGUAUCACAUGCAAAACGAUUCCUAGAGGCGUUCCAAACUUCGUUUUUGGGAGGACGUUCAGUUUAUCAGGUCUUCGCGGUAGAAUUUAGCUGGAAUGACUGUGAACAUGGUGACACUGGAGAUAUACAACCCACCAAUAUGCCCUGUCAACUCGU